AUGAAGAACUUGAUGCGAUUUGGGUGCGACUGGACCCCAAUGUAUUUUUCCGUUGAUCUCUUUACUGAGUUACCGUCUUUUAUACAUACUUCGGCUGAUAGACAACAGCGACGACCAACGCGCAAGCGCUUGAAACGGGGGCCCAAAGCCCCCGAAGCCGACGAGACGGCCAACGAAUCGUCGAAUAGUUAUAUUUCUCGAAUGGAACGUAUAGGUGUCGAGUACCUCACGCGUGUGUCAAAGGAACGUGUGAAACGGGUGAAGCGAGCGACGCUUGCGGUCAGUCUGUCUGCUCGUUUUGGAACAUGGGCACGAGCUUCACAGACUCUGCCCGAAAACAUACCUGAUCGUCGAUAUGGCUUCUCUCCUGAGGUUAUGUGUCAGCUUCGCAACAUCGAAUGGUCAGGAACAACGCUGGGUUUCUUGAUAGGACUCUCGUGUGGACUCGUUUCUAUGGGCAUAGAGAGUUUGUUACCUUCUCAUCUUGCGGGCGAUGAAGUGUGGGGCUUGAAUGGCCACGUGUUGCUCAUCAAUAUCGCUGUGUCACUGCUUGAAGUGACGUUGCUCUAUACGAUGGCUGUGGCUUGCGCGUUCAGACUGACUGUUAGUGCCGGUCUCAUCUUAUACCCUCUAGACCAUGAGCGUGAGUUUCUCGCUCGCGCCGUCGCACGCGCAGCUUUACAAGUUGGACAUCGUAAAGAUACGCUUUUUGGAAUGGACCCAAUGCGUGGAUCUCCGCGACUCGUGUUGCUGAUGACUUAUCUCGUGUUUAAAAGCAAACGGUAUGUGGUUAAAUUCCUAUUCAAGCUCUUUAUUAAGCGUGUUCUGUGGCGCGCUGCCGCACGCUCCGCGCUGAACGCUACUGUACUUCCGAUCCAAGGUCUCUUAAAUGCCUGGACAAUACGACGUGUGCUGCGGAACUGCCGAAUUAAUAUCGUUGGACCACCAUGCGCGAUCGAGGCCCUCGAGAGCUUUCUGUUGGAGGACGCGUGCUUCAAACCAGCUCAGCGACGGAUGGUACACCCGAACAUGGAGAUUAUGGUAGAACAUUUGCGACACCGUUGGAUCAACGCAGACGCGUGGCCCGUAAGCGACGACGGCUGCACGUGUCUGCAAGAGUCCUCGGAACGAUGUCCAGCCCACGUACUGGACGACAUCGACGUCUUAAUUACCGACCUUCGUUUAUUAGGCAACAGCAAUCCAGCGGCACCAUCCGUCUCACCAACUGCUUCAGCGUCAUCGUUGCUCUUGCUCUCGUCGUACCACCUUCGCAACCUCUUUUUCCUGCUCAUCGUGUCGCUUGUCAUCGACGGCAGCUUGGACUGGGGGGAGCGACGUUUCUACGUGCGCAUAUGUGAGGCGGCGGGUGUGGAGAAUCACUGGAGCGGCGUACUCAAGCUGAAGGAGGCGUUCGUGCACGGACAAGGCUUGGAUGUGGAGGCCAUCUUCUCGCUGGUACAAUUCGAGAAGGAUGUGGAGAUGCACUACAGCACCGAGGAAUCGUACAGCGUACCGUGGCGCGAAUCUGUGUCGUACCUAAGCAACCGCGUGGCGCGACUCCUGUCGUGUUGA
Messenger RNA from Phytophthora infestans T30-4, 1572 nucleotides. RefSeq lists its product as uncharacterized. Lineage: Eukaryota; Oomycota; Peronosporomycetes; Peronosporales; Peronosporaceae. The transcript is spliced from 4 exons. The record is from RefSeq and is a predicted model, not a curated record. Bases 1 to 1572 code for a protein of 523 amino acids.